AUGAAAAAACACUUCAUGUAUCCCAACGAAAGUUCAAAAGUUCGAGACUCCUCUGUUCAAUUCUCAGAGAUGGGAGCUGCGCGGGUAAGGUUGUCUCCAAUCGGAUUUGUAGUUAUAGGACUUGUAGUUGUAGCGGUAAUUUACUACCUAUCGACUGAUGGAGGAAUUGGAGAGUUUUCGCAUAAGUAUUUUGAGGGGGAAGACACAGUCUCGAUGAAAAAACUCAUUGUGACUGCAAUUCAUCUUGCCGAGAAAGGAGGAGUUGUUGUUCGUAAAAUUCGAAAUGGUGAAGAUCUAGGGGUAAGUAACUUCUUGAUACACCCUUACUUGAGUAGAGUUGUAGAUGCAGACGUUGGGAAAGCAAAAGUUGCUUGAACUUGCCUCGGUUCAAGCUUAGGCUAUGCACCGCUUAGCUGGAGAAGAAAGCAAUCUUACAUACAUGUAACAGUUUAAGCUUUCUAAUUCUAAAAAAAUCUUCCAAGGUUACAUAACAUAACCGAUGAUUUCUUUCGGAAAUUGUACUUUUAUUACAACAAUGCUGAUAAUGAAAGUAAACAGUUGGUUAAACAUUUGGAAUGCAUGGUUGCGUCGUGGCAAGAAAGAGUAACUUUUGAGAACUGUCAACGUGUACAACUGUGAUUUACAUAUACAAGUUAAAAUCGUAAACAGCUGAGUAAAAUCUCUUAUGGCGAUGCGUAAACCACCUACAUUUUAGCUCCAUUUCCCCAUGAUUUAUGAAAUUAAAUUUCCUGGGUAAAACUGUACACACAUGCACAAGCAACAUAGUUUCAGACAGUAGUUUAUUCUCAGUUUCUUAGCUGUGGAAAAAUUUCCAUAAGAAUAUACACUUCCACGGUUUCUGCCAAUUUUUAAUGAGGAUUAGUUAGUGAAUAUUCAACAAAAAGCAUCUUCAUAUCAGUUAAGGUGCCAAGUUUGAAAGUUAUAUGACAGAAACACGCAGCUCAGCAAAAUAGGCCACUUUUGAGAUAUUAAAAUUCAGCAUGAUAGCAAUUCUUAGGCCCUGCCGCAGCCAUCCACAUGUAUUUAGAUACUUUUGAAACUGCAUCCUUUUUUUACAAAUCGGCCUUCCGUCCACAUGAAACCAGUGAAUCCACGCACUGAAACCGCAUAUUUUUGAAACUGUCUUCCAGAGUGGAUUAUUUUGGAUCCGAUAGGUUUGGUGGAUUCAUGUGGACGACUAAAACCAGAUAUUUUUUUACGUCAACUACAUCAUAAACGUGGGUCCAGGCUUAAAUGAACACUUUGCAAGUUUAAAAUGGCAGACAACAAUGUUCUGUUGUUCUAACAGGUUGAGAAAUGUUGGCUAAAAGCGCUAGAAGUAGGAAAGAUACUUCCUAUUUAUUACAGAAGCAUAUUCGUGUGGGCAAGUGAAUCCAAACUGGAUACACCACACAGAAUUCGUGUAUGCAGUUUCGGCAUAUCCAGAUUUGUGUGGAUGUGGCCUUAGAGGACACAAACAAAGAAAAUGAAUAAAUAUGUUUAUUCAUUUCUUUCAAUUCAGUCCCCCAAGACUUGCUAUCGUGCAGAAUUUUAAUAUCUUGAAAGUGGCCUAUUGCAACAUUCUAUACGGGUUCGUAUGUAUAAUAAUGAUAAUCACAACUAGAAGUGUAUUGGUUCUAGUAACAAAAGAGUAUUUUGUUUCAAUUUGUUAACAAAAAAAGCAAUGUUUCUUAUAGCGGGGAACAUGGACUUGUCCCCACCUAUGAAAAGUCUAAAAAUUCUGCGACUUUGCUGAACCAUAUCUUCAUAACUUUAUAACAUGUUACUCUAAACUUACAAAGUUUGUUGUACUGUUAUUUGCCACUUGUGCAUUUUCCAUAAAACUCCUUAAAAAUUUGGAAUAUCUCCCCAGCAUUACAGUUGUCCCAAGAGAAACUUAAGUCAAAGCUUAAUGUGAAAAAUUUGGGGGGCAAGCAAGGUGUAUUGAACGCAAAGUAAAAGUGGCAAAAAUGCACAAAAAGUGGAAAUCAAUAAUUUUGCAACCAAUCAUUCCUUGUCUUUCUUGCUUAUUUUACAGGAAGAAAGCAAAGGAAAGACCCGCGAAGGAGCUAACAAUCCUGUAACACAAGGAGACAUGCUGUCUCACAGGACUAUGUUUUAUGGCUUCAAAAAGGCAUAUCCUAAAGUAAAUGUAGUAUCUGAAGAACAUGACCAUGGGGAUGUUGAUUUGAAUGAUGUAAAGCUGCCAGAAACAUCGCAAAUUAUUGAUGGCAGUUUACAGUUUAACAAGGAAGAUGAGGUUGUGUCUACUGGCAACCUUUUAGUGUGGAUUGAUCCACUUGAUGCAACGCAGGAAUAUACUGAAAACCUUGUUAAAUAUGUCACAACCAUGAUCUGCAUUGUGGUCAAAGGAAAACCUGUAGCUGGAAUAAUCCACAAACCAUUUUUACAACAGACCUACUGGGCUUGGGUGGGACAUGGAUCCUCAGAUAACGUUCAAGUCUCUCAAGAAAGGGAUGCUGCAUUAACAUCACCAAGGGUGAUAGUUUCAAGAUCACAUGCAGGAAAAGUAAAUGCUACGGUAAGAUCAGCAUUUGGUCCACAAUCCAAAGUGAUACCUGCUGGUGGUGCAGGCUAUAAAGUGUUGUCAUUGUUUGAGGACAAAGCUGAUGCCUAUGUCCAUGUGACGUUAAUUAAGAAAUGGGACAUCUGUGCUGGUGAUGCCCUCCUGAGAACAUUGGGUGGCAAGAUGACAACAUUAGAUAAUGUUGAAAUUGAAUAUGGUAAUGCAGAAAAGCCAGCCAAUGAAGGAGGACUUCUUGCAGCAGUACACAAUCAUGCAGAGUAUCAAAACAAGCUUGUGCAUAUGUUAAAGUCAUAAUGAAGAGCAAAAUGCCUGACUCAAUAUUGCAGUGGAUAUCAGUAGUUAUUAUUGUAUGACAUGAUAUUUAUUUGUAGAGAGCCUGUAACAAAGUUGCACAUUUUCGUGAUCAGGUGAUAAAUACUGAAAUGAAAGGCCUGUAACUAAUAUAUAUACACUGUACUGAAGCUAGAGGAAUGUCUGGGUAUCUAACAGUGUUGUUUAUUUAUAGUCAACUGCAUUGAGCUGCAUGUCGGUGGUCACUGCCUGGGAUGUCUAGAGGCAUUUCUAGAGAGUGAAGCACUACCAUGCUAGCACACCCUGCAACCCAUUCGUGUGACUCUAUGCAGAGUCUUCUGGGCACCUAUCACACUGUUAACAGUAGAAACAAAAUGUAGUUGGUGAGGGACAAAAAUGAAAACAAUGAUGAAUGGAAGACAG
Molecule: messenger RNA, 3262 nt
Organism: Porites lobata
Lineage: Eukaryota; Metazoa; Cnidaria; Anthozoa; Scleractinia; Poritidae
Source: the annotation of a GenBank genome assembly